CACUGUGUUCAUACGACAAGCUUAGCGGAAUUAGAAAUCAUGGCAAGGGGACUACGAUUUCUCGCGGGGAAUAUCGCAGUAUCUUUGCAGUUCUCCAUUCAUCUUCCUCUUCUUUUAUUCGUCUUCAUCGGUGGUUUCAGCAACGAGGUUGUGGUUCCAGAAAAUGUUCAAGUUGUGCUUGGCAGGAAUGCCACACUGAGCUGCAGGGUGGAUGUGGGUGCCAACCUCAGCCUGACACAAAGCUCCUGGGAACGCAGCUUGCCCAUGGGCUCUGUCACAGUAGCAGUGUUCAAUCCACAGUUCGGCAUCUCCGUAUCUGAAGAGUAUGUAAAUCGCGUCCAUUUUCUCAACCCAUCAGUAGAGGAUGCCUCGAUUGUGUUGGAGGGAGUGGGCUUUGCAGAUAUUGGCUCCUAUAUUUGCAAGGUGGUCACCUUCCCACUGGGUAACUCGCAGGCCUCUACAGUUGUUGACAUCAUGGUUGAGCCCAAAGUAUAUGUGUUGGCGGGUCCUGAUCCUUUGGUGGAUGGAAAUGAGGAGGGUGUGGUAGCAACAUGCAUGGCUGAAAAGGCCCGCCCCCCAGCUGAUGUCUUCUGGGAGGCGGAGCUUUACGGACGCUCAGAGCAGAUCCUGCAGGACGAACCUGAUGGCACCACCUCCACCAAGGUGGACUACAUUUGGGCACCCACCAGCCAUGCCCUUAACCAUGCCCUCACCUGUGUGGUACGCCACCCUACCCUGGCUAUAGACUUGCGCAUCCCCUAUGUGCUCAACAUACAAUUUGCGCCAGAUGUCAUGGUUAUAGGCCAGAAUGAUGUUUGGUAUGUGGGACAAGAAAAUGCAAAGUUGGACUGCAGAGCAAAUGCCAAUCCUCCUCCUCAUCACUUCUUCUGGACCAGGCUGAACAUGCAGAUGCCUGCAGGAGUUAAAAUGACAAACAGCAGUCUGGUCUUCACUCGUCCGCUGCAGACAAAUGAUUCUGGAACGUAUAGAUGUGAGGUCCAGAAUGAGGUUGGACUACAUUCUCAGGAAGUACACAUCUGGAUACACGAGCCUCCAUCUAUGCCUUCUGUCCCCACCCCUACCAGUGGAGGCAUUUCUGGCCUCUAUAGCUCAUCACCCUCCCACGUCCGUGCCCGCUUCACCUCCCCAACACUGGCAUCACUGCAUGAUGGCACCAUGGGCACUGUGGUGGGCGGUGCCAUAGGAGGCACACUGGUACUGGUUCUUCUGCUGGGCAUUGCUUUGCUUUGGUACAUCCGUCAGCAGCGCACAUUCCAUGGUGAUUACUACACCAAGCAGUACGUGGGGGCCUCAUACAUGCAGAAAGAGUCCCUUGAGCUUCAUGACACCUUUCCAGAUGACUCUGCUAACAGUAGCCAAGACCUGAAACACAACCCUGAUGGUGAUGGAGAUACACAGGUCUACCACAGUUACAGAAAAAACAAAGGCCUCUGGGACAGUUAUUGCCCCGGAGACUCUAACAUUAGCACAAUUGGGGAAAACAGCACCCCCUACCUGCAGGAGAAGAGGUACGAUAUGGCCACAGACUGUGACUAUGUGUCUCACAAGGAUGGAUCUGUGAUUUCUCGUAGAGAAUGGUAUGUGUAAAUAUGCGAGAUGGUUAAUGGAAGACAAGAGUUUACAGAAUACAGUAUUACCAAACUCUUAAAAUAAAGGAAACUCUUAAACUAUUUUUUAAGAGUAGUUAAACUCUUAAAAUAUUUUAAAGUGUAUAUCAGGAAAAUUAAAAGCUGUAUUGUUUCUAGCUUGAUGAUUCCUUAGGGAGUUGAUAUUGCACAGCAAAUGUCUGUGAUGUUUUGUUUUGUGCUUUUAAUCCCAAGAGAGAUCAAAGGGUAGCCUGGAGCAAUGAAAACAAGUUGGAAUAUAUUGCCUCCUCUUUUCAUGUGCCCUUGUUUAAAUUCUCUUAUUCAGUUUUAGUUACUUAUUUGUAAGUAUUUGUAAGAUUCUUAUCAUGUUUGCCAUAACAAAUGCAAGGAAAAGUAUUGUUUGUAUGUUGCAACAUGUAUAAUUUUUCCAUUGUUCUUAUUAUUGCACAAAAAAAAUGCAUUGCUUGGAUGAUAAACAUUUUUUAGUUACCCUGGACUGUAAAGAUAAUGAAAAACAUUACAGAUCUAAAGUUAAAA
This is a messenger RNA of Ictalurus furcatus (blue catfish), 2144 nucleotides long. It is a transcript of the gene nectin3a, whose product is annotated as nectin cell adhesion molecule 3a. Gene Ontology annotation, cellular component: adherens junction; apical junction complex. Bases 40 to 1608 code for a protein of 522 amino acids. Gene Ontology annotation, biological process: heterophilic cell-cell adhesion; homophilic cell-cell adhesion. The transcript is spliced from 6 exons. NCBI's taxonomy places the organism in Eukaryota, Metazoa, Chordata, Actinopteri, Siluriformes, Ictaluridae. The record is from RefSeq and is a predicted model, not a curated record.